UUACGAAACAUGUCGACAUCCGAUUCUGAGUCGAGUACAGCAACAACAGCGGAAAAUAUUGAAUUGAACAGUCGCGAAUUCGAUUUAGAAGACGAAGAUCAAUCGUCAUCAAAUGCGCUCCAAAACACCGAUGGCGAUUUUGAGUACGGCCAAGCUGCAGCAUAUGAAAACGAACCAUUUGCUGAUGAGUGGUUAGAAAACUAUAAUAGAGAUACAGAAGAACAAAGACGCCAAACAGAAGAGCUCGAACGCAGAAUGCAAAAUGAAGUUCCUCUUGAUUCUUGGUGCAAUUGUGGUAACUGCCGUGUUCCUCUCUUGGUUAAUUCAAAAGAAUGUAGAUGUUGCCACGAAAUUAUCAAUUGCAUGAUUGAAAUGCAAGAUCAUAUGGUGGUAUCCGAAUUAGGAAGACAGCCAAAAUGCAUAACAGAGCAUCCAGGAUUUGAUGCCAUUUGCCUCAAUCGAUGGGCAUUAAAUUUAGCUGCCAAUCUUUACCAAAGACGAGAUGGAGUUAGACAUCGUAAACGAUUCUUGGAGCAAAGGUUUUUUCGAGUUGUUGCAUAUAGGCAAUUUACAAGAAUGGUACAUGGCAUUCUUCGAGACAAAAGAAUUCCACUUCCAGCUUGUGCUUAUCAUGUUAUUCGAACAACUUUUAAUUUAAAAAAAAUGAACACUUUGCAGGGUAUGAAGAGGACAAUUUGUAAAAUAACAUAACAUUAUAUAUUAUUCUAGGUGUUGUGUGCAUGAGCCCAGCUAGUAGGGAUCCAGUGAAGUGUGGAAUGAUUUAAGCCACUCUUGAUGUAUUGCAUCUUCAAUUCACACUCAUUCUUGUUAUACAAAACAUACAAAAUUACAAUUCCUUUCUCUUUAUUCUUUCCAUGCAGUCAUUUCACACUUCACUGAAUCCCAACUAACUGGGCUCAUACC
This is a messenger RNA of Xenia sp. Carnegie-2017, 924 nucleotides long. RefSeq lists its product as uncharacterized. The transcript is spliced from 3 exons. The record is from RefSeq and is a predicted model, not a curated record. The coding region runs from base 10 to 711 and encodes 233 amino acids. Lineage: Eukaryota; Metazoa; Cnidaria; Anthozoa; Malacalcyonacea; Xeniidae.